Messenger RNA from Portunus trituberculatus (swimming crab), 10722 nucleotides. RefSeq names its product E3 ubiquitin-protein ligase SH3RF1-like (gene POSH). The transcript is spliced from 18 exons. Lineage: Eukaryota; Metazoa; Arthropoda; Malacostraca; Decapoda; Portunidae. The record is from RefSeq and is a predicted model, not a curated record. Bases 745 to 3870 code for a protein of 1041 amino acids. Gene Ontology annotation, molecular function: protein binding.
AGGGACACUUGGCCGAUUAUCUUCAUGAAUUUUCUUAUCUAUUUUUUUUUUUUUCGUUGCUGGUCUCUAAAUUGUCGUCCUCCGGCAGUGGAGUGGAUACUGUCAACUGCUGGAAUCUCUCAUUACAGGUGCAUGGACCCUGAAGCCCUGGAAGCAUCCGUGUCCCUGGAAUGUUUCUAGAGCUGGAGUGGGCGCCGUGAACUGGAACAACCUGACCUGACUCCCACUAGCAACUGAUCUGACUGACUGAUGAACUCGGUCUGGCUGAUCGUACUGGGUUUCCCUAAAAUAUGACCAAAUGCCACUUCACCUUUAUUCCAAUCUCCAAAAGACGAAUGUUUAAAUGUACAAACAAGUAGUGGCUAUUUAAGUUGCCGUAGGUGCAUAUUUAAGUAGCAUGCAUAAAGGAAAUAGAAGAAAUAGGUUGUUUUUGACUAGCACUUCCUCUAAAACACCCCAAACAUUUAGCAAAAAACCACAUCAUCUUUCAAUCGAUCUGAUGAACGCAUACAUAAAAAAUAGUUCGAACUUUAACCAGUGAUUCUGACCCAUUGGAAUUUAUUUUUGAGCAUUGCAUAGGGAGGAAAUAGAAGGAUUAGGGUGUUUUUUAAGAGAAUUGUUGGAACGAAAAUGGGAGAAGAGCAGGUGGAGGGAAGGAAGGACGAGACAUCAGUAUUAGAUCGGUGUAUUCUGGCUUGUUUUUGAUAAGAUGGGGCUGUGAGGAGCGUGGUGAGGCAGCGCAGGAUGGAGCAGCUGCUGCUGAGUGAUGCCUUGGAGUGUUCAGUGUGUCUGGAACAGCUGGGGUCCAACUCACGUGUUUUGCCAUGCCAGCACACGUUCUGCAGGCGGUGUCUGGAUGAUAUUGUUGAAACCCACAAGGAGCUGCGGUGUCCAGAAUGCCGGGUGUUGGUGGAAGCCACGGUGGACGAGCUGCCGCCCAACAUCCUGCUGAUGAGGAUCCUGGAGAGCAUGAAGAGUGCGCCCCGCCCUGCCCUGAGCCAGCCCAUCAAGCCGAGCCAGACCGUGCCUCACCCCAGCCAGCCCCCCGGCAGAUCAGACCCCCAUGACGGCCCUCCCCUCACUCAGGCACCCCCUCCCCCCACUAUCCAGUCUUUCCAAACCUCCAUUGCAUACACUGGCACUGAUUCCACACAUGGCUUCACUGGAGGAGGAGGAGGAGGAGGAGGGGGCCACAGUGGGCCGUUCGGGGGAAGUGCACUCAGCGGGACCACUUUAGGGGGGUACAGCGGCUCUCUAGGGAGGGAGGGAAGCAUUGGGCAUGGAGGCUUUAAUGCUGGCAUCACCUCCCUAGGGAACCUUAGCAUCAACCUCACCCCCUCCACCCAGAGCUCCCAGCACUCCCCGCUCCCUCUCACCACUCACAGACAGACAAGCCUUCAGCCAUGUGCAAAGGCGCUGUACAACUAUGAGAGGAAGGAAGCAGGAUCUGGUUACAGAGACCUGAGCUUCAAGAAGGGAGAUGUGGUAAUACUCCGGAAAAAGAUAGACUCAAACUGGUACGAGGGAGAACUUAACAACCAAGUGGGAUUCUUUCCUGCCUCUUAUGUUCAGGUUAUCACUCCACUGCCAAGUCAUAUUCCACAGUGUAAAGCUCUCUAUGACUUCAAGAUGACAAAUGAUGAGGAGAGAGACUGUCUGACUUUUAACAAGGGUGAGAUUCUAACAGUGUUGCGGCGAGUGGAUGAGAACUGGGCUGAAGGGAAGCUCGGCUCACGCAUUGGCAUCUUUCCACUGUCCUUCGUGGAUCUGAACAGUGCUGCCAAGGCCCUCAUGAAGCUUUCUCUCAACUCACAACAGGGCCCCUCGCGUGUUGCUCCUCCAACUCCUACUAGGUUAGAGGGGGAGCCUGCCACACCCUUAAUUCUGAGCGAGGGUCCUGGCAGCCACCCUCCCUCAACACAGCCACAACAACAUGUCCCUCUUCAGAUAGAGUCAUCAUCCUCAUCAUCAUCUGUGGUGACCAGCCCUGACCCUUCCCUGCCCUCACCCACCACCUCAGCUUCCCCACCUAACAUUGGCCCUUCCCCCUCCUCCCCUCUAGUACAAUCUUCAGCUGUAGCCCCUCUCCUGCGGGGCCCAAGCAAGAGGCACCGGCGGGAGAAGAGGCACAGCUUUACUGCUGUGCGCACCACCCAGAACCCCAGCCCCCCGCGAUCUCCUGCCUCCCCUCAAAGGCAUUCAGUGGAGAUCAUAAGCCCCACUGAGGAGAACAGCAGCCCGGGCAGCACCACCGGCCCCACUAAUGGCAAUGGCAAUGGUCUGGUGUCUCAGGGCCCGAGUAGCCUGGAGGAGACAGUGGCUGGGGGGGAAGCCACCACUCCACCUGAAUCCAUGGGCUCUCCUCGCCUGCGUUCUUCCACUCAGUCCUCAGUCCCACCUGUGUCCUCCUCCACCCCUCAAGUCAAUGCAACGACCUUUUAUGUGGCACUGUACUCUUAUCGUGGACGCAAGGCUGAUGAGCUGGAGCUGAAGAAGAGCCACAUCUACACAGUCACUGAGAAGUGUCAGGACGGCUGGUUCAAGGGCCGCUGCAUCACCACAGAUCGCACUGGUGUCUUCCCAGGAAACUAUGUCCAAGUUGCCAAGCCACAGAUGAUAUCAGCAUACCUGGCUAAGCGCAAUGCCCGAGGUUCUUCCACCAACCACAGCGAGGGCAGCAGCGGUGGCGGCGGCGGCGGCUCCCAGUCGGGGUCAUCCAGUGGGUCGUCGUCCGUGCCUCAGACGGGAGUAGUGAGCUACACACGGCCAAGACCAAGCCUGAGUGGUGGUCCAGAUGGAAGGAACUCCGAUGGGUCUCGCGGUGAGAACACAAGUCUCCUGGACACACCGGUCCACUCUAUGGUUCCCACUCUCUCUCCAACUCACUCAUCACCGCAUGCAGGGUCUCUCUCCCCAGGGGCGGCUGGAGGGCUGAUGGGAGGCAGUCCCCCGUGCCUGCCCCCAGAGCUGCCCCCAAGGUCUGUUAGCUCUGGCACAGAGACAUCCUCGGCUCACCGCACAAGUGGCCUCACCUCCUCCUCAUGGCACCCUUCCUCCCAGACACCGCAGGGCUUUGCCGUCAACCAGAGGUCUGUUAGUGGGAUUAGCAAUACUGUAUCACCUCCUCCAAACAUUGCCCUGGGUGAGAACAGCUCAGUCGCCACUAGCAGCACAACGCCAGCCAAGGUGGAAAGGGUACGUCGAGGACUUGAGAAAAGCACAAAGGAAAGAGGUGGCAGUGGUGGAAGUGGUAUGAGUCUGAUGCGCAAGUUAGCAAGCAGUGGCAAGAAGAAAAGCAAGUCUCCUCCUCCGUCUUACUCCAUGGACAACCCUGUGUUUGAGGAUUCCACUGUGUCCUCCAAUGUCUUGCAGCACGUCCAUACAAGGUCAGGGUCUUGUCCGGGCACUCUGGUAGGUGGGGGUGCUGGAGGUGUCUUGGUGACAGGCAUAGGCUUUGGUCCAAACUCUCGCCUUCGUGCUGCGGGUGGGUCCUGCCGUGUUAGGUCCCGAGACAGGCCUAAUGUCUUCUUGUCCAACCUGAUGUUGCGGGGAAGAAGUGGAAGUAACCCAGACACGACUGGUGUUGGAGUGUCGUCCUCCCCACUGUCCUCCUCCCCUCCGCCAGGCACGCAGGGCAACACAGACUCAGCCACAGACACACCGCGCCGCAAGAAGCAGCCAGCGCCACUCGUCCGGGAGAGGUUCCGGUGCAUCGUGCCAUACCCGCCCAACAGUGAAUAUGAGCUGGAGCUGCAGCUUGGGGACAUUAUUUACGUUCACAAGAAGCGGGAUGACGGAUGGUACAAAGGGACUCUCCAGCGCACCGGCAAAACUGGGCUCUUCCCUGCCAGUUUUGUUGAUUCCUGUUAACCUGCAGUGGUGGUGAGACUGACUAAUGCUCACAUGUCAUGAGCAAGACUUAAGUGGUCCUUAUGCUGUAAUGGAGAAUGUUCCUUACAACCUGUGACUGCCUUAUCAUUCUGAAUUUUGACAUAGGACCAGUUCUCUAAUGUCUAAGUAGAAAAGUUUUCUUGCUCUGAUUUCAUGCAGACUGCACAAAAUGACGUGUGAGACAAGUUUGUGGCUGACGUGCACACCACCCAAGGCACCGUGAGGACGGCAGUUGUGGCCAGGGGCAGAUGACAGGCUGGAGUCACUUUGCAGCCCAGUGCAGACUAAUGCUAGAUCUUAAAUACUUUCUCUUCAGAAGGACAAACAAAAUAAUCUACAUUUACUUGAUAUAAAUAUGAAAGGUUCAUGGAUCCUUUCAUUCUGACUACUGGAAGCUUCUGUAUACAUGACCAGUUUGCUAGAAGUAACUACUUAACAUUAGAAUACAUAGUAAGUGGAGCCACUGAAGACUCUUCACAAAUUACCUGUUGUUUAUUUACAGUACUCUGAAAUGGUGCUUGGAAUACCAGCUACCUUCUAAGGGUGUAGAGUUACUUGGUGAUGGUGGGAGGCUGGCGGUGUCCUCUGGUGAGCCUGUGGUGCCACUGGAGUGUGUGGAGGUGGUGGAGGAGCUGGUGCCUGGGCCAGCAGGGGACAGGGGGAGGGACAGGGGUGCUUCAUGUGUCAGGUAAACUUGUUGACAAAUUGCUUAAUGUAGUUUAUUUAUAUGUAUAUUUGAAUACAGACUAACUGCAUUGUUCAUUGCUGAAGUUUUAUAUAUAGGUAUGUAUUGUAAAGUUAUCUUGUAAACUCAAGAAUUGUAUACUGAAUUAUAUAGGCUUAUUUUCUCUUGCCACUCAUGCUUUAUUUAUUCUCACAUUAUUUGAUCCCUUCCUAGAAUUCCCAUGCUGUUUGCUAUUCUUUGUAAUUUACUAUUUUCUUCAGAUUUUCCUUUGCUUACUUUUUAAGGUUCAGUAUUCUAUUUUACAUAGUAAAUGAUACUAUUUUCCAAAAAUCUACACUAGCCAUGUUUUUAUAUUUUCAUAUGAAGAAAAUCAUCCUUGACAUACAUAUUAAGCAUAAAUAUUUAUAUUUGAGAUAUGUGAAAUGACAAGUAUUAUUCAUCAGUGUAUAUUGGAUAUGUAUAAUCAUAAAGAGUAGAGUAUUUUUAAGGUCCUGAACAAGUAUAAACAAUCCCUUUAUGAGAGCUCCAUAGCUGGAUGCAUGUCGAGUCAUAUCAGAUGUUUUAAAUCCUGUUGCUUCAUUUUAUAUGAAAAAUGAACUUAAAAUAAUCAUAAAAUAAUGUUAAGAAUGGGAAUGAGAAAUCCACUUUUGGAAGAAAAAGUUAUCAGUACUUGUGGCUCUCUCUCUUUCAGUAAGAAAGCAUUUGAUAAUUUGCUGAAUUAAUUGGUAAUAAACUUUUGAGCUUGGAAGCCAAGUGCACUUCAACACUUCAACAAAGGAAUAACAUGUAAUUGGAGGUGAGCAGCUUCAUGUAUUUAGAAUAAUAGGUGUUGUGCGUAUGUGUUAUUGUAAAGCAAACAGCUUGAUGGACUUACCUUCCCUUUCUUGCAUCUGUUUAUUACCACAAAUGUCAGGGCGAGGUGAUGGAGGACACUCAUGACUCUUUUACAAGUUGCUGUUCAUAGCAUCUCAUAUCUCUCCACCUACCACCACUCUUUUCUUCUGGUACACAUGCACCGUAUUCUGCAGAGUACAUGCAACCUUAGAGAAUAUUAGAAUAGUGUGUCCUGUGAGACUAGAUCACAUUGGUCUUGUGUAAGAAAAACAAAGAGAAUCUGUGAUGACUCAUUACCCAUUCCAGUCUUGCUUAAGUUGGACAUGAGAGAUCAACAGCAAGUAUCUUUUAGCAACACAUGACCAGUUCUACAUGAAUAAUGUGUAUAAUGUGAUGACACAAGAAUUUAAUUUGAUAUAUAGCUCAGAUUACACUUCAGGUGAUAUUAGAUGCCAAAUUUAGGGCUCCUAAUGUAAUAUAUGAAUGCUUGUGUGUUCAGUCCUCAGCUUGUAAAGUGCUUAGAGGUUCCAGAGCUUAGCAGGAUGCUGUGGUCACUGCUCUGAGUGAAGAGGUUUUGUAUCCAGAAGUUAAUAGUCAUUGUUUUGUCUUGUUUUCUUACCAGCAAUAUGUAUGAAUCAUUAUCAAUUGUGAAUUACUCUUUGUAUUGGGAUCACAUUCUGAAGUGUUUCCCACUUGUUCAUUACAAAUUAGAGAUUUAGUUGUGAGAUAUAAGGUAAUUUUUUUUUUUUUUGUCUCAGUUUCUCACCAGCAUUGUGUAUGAUCAGUUAUGUCAUUGCAGAUUAGACAUACUUUGAAAUUGAAGUUACAGUAUGAAGUUGUGAAGUGAAGAGUGGUUUUUAGUCUUAUUUUUCUAACUACCAUCACAAAAAAAAAACUACUAUAUGACCACUAUUAUGUUACUCUACAUAUGAAGGUCACAUUUUUAAUGACCUCCAUUUUUCAUCACAAGGUAUAGAUAGUUGUGAGUUAUAUUUAAUGGUAUUCAUAGUUGUCCUGCUGACCAAUUAAUAUUAUCACACUGAGUAACUUGUACAGUCAAGGGCCUUCAUCCUGCAUGCCUACAUACCAGUCACUCUAUUGACAUGUCAGCAUUCUCACCACAGCAUUUGUUAGAAAGUCAAUUAGACCAAGUAGUGUUUUCAAGUGUAGAUCCUCAACACUGUAGAUUAGUGAAAAAAGUGCCUCAUGUUAUUGAUUUUUCUGUUCAUAAGUUAUUAACACCUUUAUGAAAGGCCAGUAGAUGGGUAUUGCUGCAAGUUAAAUAAAAAUAAACAAUUUUAGCAAUGCAGUGCAAGACUAGAAACAAAUUGCAUGGCACAGAUAUUUACUCACUAGCAGGGGCUGCUGUUCCUGUAAGAGAAGCACAUGUGACAGACAACCAUGAGAAAACACACAAACAACAGCUUUCAUUUGCCCUAAGAGAUGACAUGUUUUAUAUGCAUACACAAGAUACAUUGACUUUAUUUUUCCAGAUUUUGUAUCAUGCCCUUUUUAGAUUUUUUUUUAGUAGGUACUGACUAAAGAUGAAAACCGAGAAUGUUGCACUCUUCUUUUACAGGAUUCAACUUGGACAUUAAAAAGUUGGAACUAAAAGAGAUUACAUUAAAAUUGUCAGAGCAAACUGUAGACAAGCAUGUAAGGAGAGGUCAUAUGGCUCUACAAGACUGUACAGCAACUACUGGCUGUCACUCACUUGGAGAAUGUGCUGGUAGAAUUUUUUAGGUCUUGAGUGAAUGGGUGUGUUGGGUAUGUGACUCAGUGUGUAUAUAUAGCAUGUAGGAGGAUUAUGUGUAAGAAAAUACAAAAAAUUUAUUAGUGAGAAGUUUUAACAUUGUGAAUUAGAGUCGUGGAAAUUUGUAUAGUUUUAAAACAGUGUGAUGAGCAGCAGUGACUUGAUGUUUGGUGCCAGUAUGAGGGUAAAAAAAAAAAAAAGUAAUUUUAAGGCCCACUAAGUUAUUUUUGGAACCUUUGUAUAGCAACAUUUUAGGUAUGUGUUUGGUGCGAGUUUCCAAGUAUUAGUGUGUGUUCAAGAUGCAUUACUAGCACACCAUGAGGCCUAGACUUCUGAAAUGCUUCUUAUCUAAAUCAAGAUAUAUAUAUAUAUAUAUAUAUAUAUAUAUAUAUAUAUAUAUAUAUAUAUAUAUAUAUAUAUAUAUAUAUAUAUAAUGAUAUUUUCUAAUUGAGUUUUGCUUUUAAUUUGGAAGUCAUUCACAGAUUUGGAUUUAUUUUCCAUCUUGGCUGUUUUAUAAUUUUCUUUUCUUUCUUUUCUCUUUUGUUAAGAUUGUGUUAUACACUUUGUUUUUUACAUUAAGUUACAUAUGAACUAAAAGGUUCUUAUUAAUCUCAGUUACAGUAUUUAUAAUUUAUUUUAAGGUUUAGUCAAACUACUAAUAAGUUUAAAGUACAUACUUCUUAUCUCAUAGUUUUGUAACUUUCUUUUAUUUAUUUAUUUUUUUUUAUAUAAAAUAAUCAACUUUUUUUCUGUAGUUUUGUAUCUGACUUUUUCUUUUUUAUUUGUUUUGCAUGUGCAGAUCCUUUGUUACAUGUGUGGCGUGUUGCCAAAUAGGAACUGAGAGUGCUUAGCUCUAGAUUGGUUCUCACCGCUGAGUCAGAGGUUGUAGUUACAGUGGAAGCUCAGUAUUUCACAUUUUUUCCCUUCAUUCCAGUUGUAACCAUGCAGUCAUGAUCAGUAGUAAGGUAUUGUAACCUGCUGCACUUGCUGGCACUGGGUUUUAUAUUCUCCUUCAGUCGUAAGUCUGGAGAUGUGCUGACUAUGUAUCUGUUGUUUAUUUUUUUUAAAAGGCUGGUAGUAGACUAGAAGACUUAGAUUAAGGGAAGAUGCUAAACAGUGGAAGUGAGUGACAGGUUACUUACUCAUGAAUUUUUACUUUGUGUUCAAAAAUAGAUAUGUACUUGAAAAUGUAAUAUUGUACUACAUGAUUCAAUUGAAACAAGAUGUAAAGUAUAUAGAUGUUUAGGAAUACACUCUAGAAACCAGGGAAAGAUAUAAACCAUCCAAAAAUAGAUGCUCAAGAAUGUGAUAUACUGUCAAAAAAAAAAAAAAAAAAAAUGAAGAAAUGAGAAAGUUGAUGCUCAGGAACAUGAUACUGUUUACAAAUGAAAAGCCAUUACUGAAAAGUUGAUGCUUAAGAUUGUGAUACUGAAUGAGAAAACAAGUAUAAAAGAUGGAAAGAAGUAUGUCAGUAUGUAGGAAACAAGAGGCAUGAGAAUUUAAUGCUGCUAAAGGAAAAGUGGAAAUACAUAGAUCAUGAACUACUUAGAAAUAUGAUGUAAUCUAAAAAAAUGUAAAGUUACUUAGGAAAUAAAUACUUAAGAAUAUGAUAGUUUGUACUGCUGAGAAAAUGUAUGUAAAACAAAAUGAUUUUUUAGUAUUCAAUAACUAUGACAAAUUUCAUUCAGUCACAAAUUACUUGAAAUUGUGUAAAUGCAUUUAUGUUUAUGUACUUAGACAUGUGGAUCUCAUUGAUUCCAUUGUGUUGGCUUAAAACAAGUGGAUGCUCAUUCACUAAGUUUUAAUCUUGUGUCUUUUAUUUGUUAAUAAUGCACCAAUGAUUACAAGUCUAACGAAGUUUGGGAUGACUUGUGCUGCUCUGUAAUCAACGGUGUCAAUCAGUAGCACAAUAUCUAUCUUUGCAAUACAACUGGUACUUGGCUGAAGACCGAGGCCAAUGUGCUAACCAACUUUUUUUUUUUUAUUUAAUUAAUAGAUUUUUUUUUUCUUUAGAUUAUUCAUUUAUUUAGUUAUCUUUUGUUUGAGCAUAUAGCUAGCCUGUCACUUGUAUGAGUACAAAACUUGUAUAUUUUUUGUCACUCAGUCAUACAUAUGUUGAUGAUUAACACUAUUUGUCUGUUUUACUGCGCUUUUAAUUGACAAAAUUGAAUUUGGAAUUCUUCGCAUUUUUUAAACAGUCUCCAUCUGAUUGGUAUUUGCUUCUGGCAGUAAUUUUGAAAUGAAUUAUGGUUAUAAACCAAGUAUACCAAGUUAAGUCACAGUGUACAAGAUGAAAGUAUUUUCCUUAGAAUAAAAUAAAAUGUUAGUCAGGAUCAGCAACAGGUUUGAAAUGGUUCAGUUGACUCAUAUUUGGGUAGGUUUUUAAAUUCUCUUUAUAAGUGUGACUUCUGCAUUUGUGUAUCAGAACAAUGGACAAAAUUGUUUUGUAGCUUUGAAAGUUUAUAAUUUUUAUGUUCAUGAAUUGCAAUGUACAUGAAAUUCCUUACUUUUCUUUUCUAAUGUAGAAGAAAUGAUUAAGUAGACAGAGACAAGGAAAUCAGCUUCACCAUCAGUCCCAAAGAACACUCAGAGAAAACUAGGAUCCAAGAUACUGAAUAGAAAUAGCUGCUGGCACACCACUUCUGCUUCAUGCAUACUCCUGUACAAGCCUGCCAAUACUCAGUCUAGGGCCAUGCUUGCUGUGUGGCUGUAGUGUUUGUUGCUCACUGACUUCAACUGAAAACUGAGCUCCUGCUGUUAGAUUUCAGCGUGUGUUUAUAAGAGAGAGAGAGUGUGUGUGUGUGUGUGUGUGUGCGUGCGUGCGUGUGUGCGUGCGUGCGUGUGUGUGUGCGUGCGUGCGUGCGUGUUUGUGAUUAUGGUAAGAAAAUGGAACAAGUUCUGAUGCACAAGGCAAUCCCCGUUUUAUCAAUAGUUGAACCAGAAUUAAUUAAUCUCCUUCAUCAGAUGAAAAUCCAUAAAGUUCAUAUGUACGUGCGUAUGUAGGUAUUGCCAAAUCCGAAGCGCUUUUAAAAAGAAUCUAGUUAAGUUAUUGUAAGUCAAAGUUAAAUCUCAGUAAGUGUUAGUUUAAGAAUACCAAUUGAAAUUAGCAUGCAAUCUUAGUUUUGUCUUUUUAAAAUUGAUGUAACACUGAUGCAAUAAUUUUGAGGAUUGUUAUCACUUAGAAAAAAAAUAAAGUUAAGCAAAAGUAUGUAUAUGCUAAUUCUUGCAUAAUUUUGUUGGUAAUGUGUGCAAUUUUUAGCCAAGGCUUUUUGUGAUAUUGGAAAUAGGUCUUGAAGCAUAACUCCUGCCUGGUGUUCUGUGUGAGGGAUGCUAGACAUUGUUUAAUUUUUUUUUUGUCAUGUGUAUAGUGUUGUUCUAUGAUAAAUUAUAUGAUAUUCCUAUAUUAUUUUGUUUCUCCAGUGUUGUACAUAUCUCAGGCUGCCAGAUACAACUACAUAGAUACCUCUGAGAAGACUGCAUGUCCUGACGUCUUGAGUUUAGCUAAGGUCCCCAGUGAAGAUGUAUGUGGUACUUUUAUUAGUAAAAUGAAAUAAUUUGG